Cottoperca gobio is the source of this 1377-nucleotide messenger RNA. RefSeq names its product polymerase (RNA) III (DNA directed) polypeptide F (gene polr3f). The coding region runs from base 301 to 1251 and encodes 316 amino acids. Gene Ontology annotation, biological process: transcription by RNA polymerase III. Gene Ontology annotation, cellular component: RNA polymerase III complex. Lineage: Eukaryota; Metazoa; Chordata; Actinopteri; Perciformes; Bovichtidae. The transcript is spliced from 9 exons. The record is from RefSeq and is a predicted model, not a curated record.
AGAAAGAAAAACGCUGUAAGAAGAUAAAUGUGACGAUUAUACAUAGCUUUCAAAUGUGUUUUAAUAGGCUACUAAUGAUAUUGAAAACAAUAAAAGUAUACAAUAAAUAAAUAAAAUAAAGGGAGAAAAGUGUUUUUUAAAGCAAUUAUUACAAACAGGCAGUUUCUAGGCUCACCCCGCUAACCUGUGAGGACCCUGAACUAGCAUGCCUGUCUUUCAACAUUAGCUCACAGGCUAACUAGAUAUACAGCAUCUUUGCCAACAGUCAGCUCAGGCAGACAGUAAAUAAAUAGAGAUAAAAUGUCAGACGUCAAAGUGAAGAAGGAGACGAAUGCUUUAGACCCCACGGAGGUCGAGAACAGGAUCAAAGAUCUUUGUCAGCAGUUUCCUCAUGGUAUCACAGACCAGGUGAUUCAGAACGACAUGCCUCAUCUGGAGCCUCAGCAGAGAGCCAUGGCCAUCAACAAGCUGCUGUCAUUGGGUCAGCUGGACCUGUUGAGGAACAGUUCAGGUCUCCUGUACAGGAUGAAGGAUGUGCAGAGCGCCAGUAAAAUGAAAGGCUCUGAUAACCAGGAGAAGCUCGUGUAUCAGGUGAUCGAGGACGCAGGAAACAAAGGGAUCUGGAGCAGAGAUAUCCGCUUUAAGAGCAACCUUCCUCUGACUGAAGUCAACAAGAUCCUGAAGAACCUGGAGAGCAAGAAACUCAUCAAAGCCGUAAAAUCCGUGGCUGCUUCCAAGAAGAAGGUGUAUAUGCUGUACAACCUGCAGCCCGACCGCUCGGUGACAGGCGGCGCCUGGUACAGCGACCAGGACUUUGAGUCCGAGUUUGUCGAAGUUCUCAACCAGCAAUGCUUCAAGUUCCUGCAGAGCAAGGCUGAAGUGGCGAAGGACAGUAAGCAGAGCCCGAUGGUCCAGAGGAACAGCUCCUUCUCCACCUCGCAUGAAGUCUGGAAGUACAUCUGUGAACUGGGGAUCAGCAAGGUGGAUCUGUCCAUGGACGACAUCGAGACCAUCCUCAACACGCUCAUCUACGACGGGAAGGUGGAGAUGACUGUCAUUGCCGCCAAGGAGGGAACAGUGGGCAGCGUGGACGGACAGAUGAAACUGUACCGCGGCGUCAACCCCGUCAUCCAACCCACGGGCCUCGUCAGGACGCCCUGCGGACUCUGCCCGGUGUUUGACGACUGUCACGAGGGCGGAGAAAUCUCUCCGUCUAACUGCAUCUACAUGAUGGAGUGGUUGGACUUCUGACGCUGCUCGUGUCUUUCUCUGCUCUUUUCUCUGUGAGGAAAUCUUUAGUUUAUGUUCCCAGCGAUCUUUGAUCCACAACAUUUAUUUUCUAUUUAUCGCAAAGUUUAAUAAAGCUACAAUUGUGAA